Messenger RNA from Enterospora canceri, 402 nucleotides. The record is from the annotation of a GenBank genome assembly. NCBI's taxonomy places the organism in Eukaryota, Fungi, Microsporidia, Enterocytozoonidae.
AUGAUCUUCUCUACGUCCAAAUCAUCAGCAGUGAUUCCACUACUGCUGCUUGCCUUAUCGGUAUCAUCCUCUUCACCCUUCUUCUUAUCCUUAGAACUGUCUUUCUUAGAAUCAUCUUUCUUUGAAUCAUCUUUCUUAGAUGAGUCACUCUUCUUUGGUUUUGAGUACAGUUUCACUGAUGAAAUAGUCACAAUCGCCUUGUCUCCCUUCAUUGCCAGCACAGUCUUGUCAAUUGAGCCAGUGAAGUCCUUCGUAUAUUUCAACUUGUCAAAUUCCAUCUUAUCAACAUCAGUGUGUUCUACUGAGCUAUCGUCUUUCGCCUUGACGGUAUCAAACAGCUGUGUGAGUAUCUGCCAGGUGAUCAUGAAUGGGCUUUGUUUCCAAAACAUUUAUAAUGUUUGA